Molecule: messenger RNA, 1950 nt
Organism: Insectozyma verbasci
Lineage: Eukaryota; Fungi; Ascomycota; Pichiomycetes; Serinales; Debaryomycetaceae
Source: the annotation of a GenBank genome assembly
AUGACAGUUUCUAAAUCAACCAAUAUUCCUUUCUCAAGAGAAUCUUUAGAAUCAUUAUUAAAAAGAAGAUUUUUUUAUGCUCCUUCAUUUGAAAUUUAUGGUGGUGUCGCUGGUUUAUUUGAUUUUGGACCACCAGGUUGUGCUUUUCAAAAUAAUAUAAUAGAUGUAUGGAGGAAACAUUUUGUUUUAGAAGAAGAAAUGUUGGAAGUUGAAGCUACUAUGUUAACACCAUAUGAAGUUUUUAAAACUUCUGGUCAUGUUGAUAGAUUUUCAGAUUGGAUGUGUAAAGAUUUGAAAACUGGGGAAAUUUUUAGAGCUGAUCAUUUAGUUGAAGAAGUUUUGGAAUCAAGAUUAAAAGGUGAUAAAUUAGCAAGAGGUGAGACUAUAAUCGAAGAUGAUGAUGAUAAAGAUAAGAAGAAAAGAAAAAAGAAUGUUAAAGAAAUUAAAAAUGUUAAAUUAGAUGAUGAAAUAGUUGCAGAAUAUGAAAAUGUUUUAGCUCAAAUUGAUGGUUAUUCUGGUCCUCAAUUGGGUAAAUUAAUUGAAAAAUUUGAAAUUGGUAAUCCUGCAACUGGUGGAAAAUUAGAACCACCAAUUGAAUUUAAUUUAAUGUUUGAUACUGCAAUUGGUCCUUCAGGUAAUUUAAAAGCUUAUUUAAGACCAGAAACUGCACAAGGUCAAUUUUUAAAUUUCAACAAGUUAUUAGAAUUUAAUAAUGAAAAAAUGCCAUUUGCUUCUGCUUCAAUUGGUAAAUCUUUUAGAAAUGAAAUUGCUCCAAGAGCUGGUUUAUUAAGAGUUCGUGAAUUUUUAAUGGCUGAAAUUGAACAUUUUGUUGAUCCAGAAGAUAAAUCACAUCCAAAAUUUAAUGAUGUAAAAGAUUUAAAAUUAAGAUUUUUACCAAAAGGUGUACAAGAAUCUGGUUCAAAUGAAUUAAUUGAAAAAUCAAUUGGUGAAGCUGUUUCUUCCGGUAUGGUUGAUAAUGAAACUUUAGGUUAUUUCAUUGCUAGAAUUUAUUUAUUUUUAACUAAAAUUGGUACUGAUCCAAAUAGAUUAAGAUUUAGACAACAUAUGUCAAAUGAAAUGGCUCAUUAUGCAUCUGAUUGUUGGGAUGCAGAAUUAGAAACUUCUUAUGGUUGGAUUGAAUGUGUUGGUUGUGCUGAUAGAUCUGCUUAUGAUUUAAGUGUUCAUACUGCAAGAACAGGUGAAAAAUUAGUUGUUAGGCAAGCAUUACCAGAACCUAAAAUUGUUGAAGAAUUUGAAAUUGAUAUUGCUAAAAAGAAAUUUGGUCCAAAAUUUAGAAAAGAUGCUGGAAAAGUUGAAAAAUGGUUAACAUCAAGAACUCAAUGUGAAUUAGAAGAUUUAUCAAAAGAAUUGGCAGAAAAAUGUAAAAUAAAUGUUGAUAUACCUGAAGUUGGUGCAACUGAAGUUGAUUCAGAGUUAAUUAAAAUAGAAAAAAGAACUAGAACAGAACAUAUUAGAGAAUAUACACCAAAUGUUAUUGAACCUUCAUUUGGUAUUGGACGUAUAUUCUAUUCAAUUAUUGAACAUCAAUUUUGGGCAAGAAAUGAUGAUGCCGAUAGAGGUGUUUUAUCAUUACCUCCAUUAGUUGCCCCAACAAAAGUUUUGCUAGUUCCAUUAUCAAAUUCACAAGAAUUACAACCAAUUGUUAAAAAAGUUUCACAAAUUUUAAGAAAAGAAAAAAUACCAUUUAAAGUUGAUGAUUCAUCAGCUUCAAUUGGUAAAAGAUAUGCUAGAAAUGAUGAAUUAGGUACUCCAUUUGGUAUAACUAUUGAUUUUGAUUCUAUUAAAGAUGAAUCAGUUACUUUAAGAGAAAGAGAUUCAACUAAACAAGUUAGAGGUUCAAUUAAAGAUAUUGUAGAAGCUAUAAAAGAUAUAACUUACAAUGAUGUUAAAUGGAGUGAAGGUACUUCAAAUUUACAACCAUUUGAAUAG